Messenger RNA from Rubroshorea leprosula, 3435 nucleotides. The record is from the annotation of a GenBank genome assembly. Lineage: Eukaryota; Viridiplantae; Streptophyta; Magnoliopsida; Malvales; Dipterocarpaceae.
AGAAAAUGAAAUCUUGUGGAAAUUAAAUUCCGUAGGUGGCUGGUCAGAAGAGAACCGCGUUAUCUUUCUUGAGACUGUAUAUGGUCCAAUAAUUCACAUGGACUGCAUUGAUUGUAUGAUUCCAACAGCAAUGGCUUUUAACUCCCAAUAAUUCAUAUGCACUGCAUUGAUUUUAUGAUUCCAACAGCAAUGGCUUUUCACUCCCUUUCCCAACUCUUCUUCUUGCUGCUUCUUCCACCAUUUGUUGUUUCUCAAACAUCUAAUAUCACUUUGGGAUCACACCUUGUUGCUUUCAAAGAUUCACCUUCUUGGAAAUCUCCUUCAGGUGAGUUUGCCUUUGGAUUUUACCAGCUUCAGAAUCAAGAGCAGUUCUUGCUGGCCAUUUGGUUUGACCAAAUUCCCGAUAAAACAACUAUUUGGUAUGCAAACGGAGAUAACCCAGCGGCAGAGGGAUCAAGGGUUGAGCUUACAGUAGGUGGAAAACUCCAACUAACUUCCCCAAAUGGCCAAAUCCUUUGGAAAGCCACAUUCAUGGAUGAUGGCACUGCUUAUCCUGUUGAUGGGGCUGCUUAUGCUGCUUUUCUAGACACAGGCAACUUUGUUCUUGUUGGUAAAAAUCUUUCCUAUGCAUGGGAGAGUUUCAAGAACCCUGCAGACACCCUUUUGCCAACCCAAGAACUGCCGCUUGGUGGAAUGCUAUCUUCUAGACAGACGCGAAGCAAUUACUCCAGGGGAAGGUUCCAGCUCCGCUUGCUACCAGACGGUAACCUCGUUCUUAAUACGAUUUCCCUACCCAAAGCAAAUGCAUAUGCUGCCUAUUACAUCAGCGGCACUUUUGAUGAACAUAAUAGCGCCAAUUCUGGUUACAGGGUAGUUUUCAACGAAUCAGGCUACAUCUACAUCGUUCGAAGGAAUGGGCAGAUUUUUAACCUGACAACAGGUGAGAUAGUGCCUUUACAGGAUUAUUAUUACAGAGCAACACUUGAUUUUGAUGGAAUUUUCAGAGAAUAUGCCUACCCCAAACCUAAAAGAACUGGCAUUAUCGAUCAGUCCUGGGCCAUUGUUUGGAACAUCCCCCCUGACAUUUGUAAUGCAGUGAAUGGUAAUCCCCCAACUGGGGACUUUAAUGAGGGACUUGGUUCUUGUGGCUUUAACAGCUACUGUAAAAUUGAUAGUAAUGCACGGCCGAGUUGUGAAUGCCUCCCUGGCUUCAAUUUCUCCGAUCCAAACAACAAGUUCAAUGGGUGCAUUCAGGACAGGAUACAGGAAUGCAAUCUGGGCCCUUCAAAAGUAGAGGAUUUGUAUGAUAUGCAUGAGUUACCAAACACUUUCUGGCCAACGUCUGCAAACUUUGAAUGGACUCCAUCAAAUGAAGAUGAAUGUAGGCAAUCUUGUCUCUAUGAUUGCCAAUGUGUGGUUGCUGUACUUCGAGAAGGAGGUUGUUCGAAGAAGAAACUACCGCUAACAAAUGGAAUGGUGACCAACAGAUUCAAUGGCAAAGCAUUCGUAAAGGUAGCAAGAUCUAUUAAUGCUUCUAGUUUUCCGAGACCUGAAGGUCCUGGACCACAGAAGAAAGAUCAAUCAAGUGUGAUUCGGGUGGGAUCAUUUCUUUUAGGAGGCUCAGCAUUUAUCAAUUUCCUGCUCAUAACUGCAGGCUCCAUAUUGGCUAUCUGGUCCUGCAACAAGAAACGGAAACCAGAUCAAAUUUCAAGCACCUUGGAAAGUAAUCCACGACCUUUUACUUACCAAGAUCUUGAGGAAGCCACAGAUGGGUUCAAGGAAGAACUCGGAAGAGGUGCUUUUGGAGUUGUGUAUAAAGGGGUUUUACGAUAUGCACAUUCAACAAUAAUCCCCAUCGCUGUGAAAAAAUUAGACAGGUUAAUGCAAGAAGGUGAGAAGGAAUUCAAAGCAGAGGUAAAUGCAAUUGCUAAAACCCAUCACAAGAAUUUGGUCAGUUUGAUUGGAUUCUGUGAGGAAGGGCUGCACAGGCUUUUAGUCUAUGAGUUCAUGAGCAAUGGAACACUAGCUAGUCUCUUGUAUGGAGAUUGUAGACCUGAAUGGAAGAGUCGCACUAAAAUGGCUUUUGAGAUUGCAAGAGGACUAGUGUAUUUGCAUGAGGAGUGCAGCAGACCCAUUAUCCACUGCGACGUAGCAAGAUCUAAUGCUUCUAAUUUUCUGAAUCCUAAAGGAUCUAGAGUGCUUCAACUGCAGAAGAAAGAUCAAUCAACUCCAAUUCUGGUGAGAUCAUUUCUUUUAGGUGGCUCAGCAUUUAUCAAUUUCCUGCUCAUAAUUGCAAUCUCUAUACUAGCUAUCUGGUCUUGCAACAAGAAACAGAAACCGAGUCAAAUGUCAAGCCUCUUGGAAAGUAAUCUACAGUCUUUUACUUACCAAGAUCUUGAGGAAGCUACAGACGGGUUCAAGGAAGAACUCGGGAGAGGUUCUUUUGGAAUUGUGUAUAAAGGUGUUUUGCACCCUCCUCAUUCAACAAUUUGCAUCGCUGUGAAAAAAUUAGACAAGAUAACGCAAGAAGGUGAGAAGGAAUUCAAAACAGAGGUGAAUGCAAUUGCCAAAACUCUUCACAAGAAUUUGGUCAGAUUGAUUGGAUUCUGUGAGGAAGGGCCGCACAAGCUUUUGAGUCGCACUCAAAUGGCAUUUGAGAUUGCAAGAGGGCUAGUGUAUUUGCAUGAGGAGUGCAGCAUACCCAUUAUCCACUGCGACAUUAAGCCUCAAAACAUACUCUUGGAUGACUCAUUCAUUCCAAGAAUCUCAGACUUUGGAUUGGCAAAGCUUCUUAUGAGCAACCAAACUCGCACCACAACAGCAAUCAGAGGUACAAAGGGAUAUGUUGCUGCAGAAUGGUUCCGCAACAUGCCAAUUACAACAAAGGUUGAUGUUUAUAGUUAUGGGGUGAUGCUACUGGAGAUCAUUUGUUGCAGGAAAAACUAUGAAGAAGAACGAGAAAAUGAGGAGGAAGCGAUACUAACAGAUUGGGUCUAUGACUGCUAUAAAGAGAGAAGAUUGGAUAAAGUAGUGGAGAAUGAUGAGGAGGCGAUAAAUGACAUGACAAAGGUGGAAAGGCUAGUGAUGGUGGCAAUUUGGUGCAUACAAGAAGAUCCCUCUUUAAGACCUUCCAUGAGAAAGGUCACUCAUAUGCUUGAAGGAGUUGUCCAAGUUCCUAUGCCCCCAUGUCCUACCCCUUUUACUUCUUUAUGCUAAAGCUGUAUGCCCUUUUGCCCCAAUGUCCACGUCAUGCAUAUCAAUAUAUCAUCUUGUGCUUCUACAAAAAUGAAAGAGGUAUGAACUAUUUGUUUGAGUAUAAUUUUUUUUCUUUGAUCUUGGAGUGCACAAUAGAAACAACCUUUUCAUAUCCAUUAACUUACCUCACCCUCAUAUGAAUUCUAGACCUCUUAUUUUUACUAAAAAGAAGAUUACUUU